Messenger RNA from Ictalurus furcatus (blue catfish), 5201 nucleotides. It is a transcript of the gene cldn23l, whose product is annotated as claudin 23-like. NCBI's taxonomy places the organism in Eukaryota, Metazoa, Chordata, Actinopteri, Siluriformes, Ictaluridae. The record is from RefSeq and is a predicted model, not a curated record. Gene Ontology annotation, molecular function: structural molecule activity. Bases 1342 to 2031 code for a protein of 229 amino acids. Gene Ontology annotation, cellular component: plasma membrane; bicellular tight junction. Gene Ontology annotation, biological process: cell adhesion; bicellular tight junction assembly. The transcript has 2 exons.
UGCACAAAGCGAGCUCUGUGAAGACAUGGUUUGCCAAAGUUGGCAAGGAGUGUUCUGCACAGAACCCCGGCCUUGACCCCACUGAACAGCUUUGGGAUGAACUAGAAUGUAGACUGCGCCCCAGGCCUCCUCACCUAACAUUAAUGACUCGCAUCACGAAUGCUCUUGUAGCUGAACUGGAAAUGCCCACAACCACGCGCCAAAAUCUAGCGGAAAGCCUUUCCAGAAGAGUGGAGGUGUCCACAUACUUUUGGCCAUAUAGUGUAGCUGUCAUACCAGUCUAGCAAGCAAAACAGCAUCAAGAUUUCAGUGGUAGAUUUGAAUUGAUAUGUUUUUAAAUCAUUUUUUAGCUCUUUUUUUUUUUUUUUCCAUUGAUGCCACACUGAUUGAAUUUAGUCCUGUUUAAAUUAAUCUCAGUCUUCAAAACAAACAUAAUAAAAUUCAAUCAUUCCAUUACAGAUGGACCUCUGUAAUUCCUUUUAUUAGAGUUACAUAUUAAUUCUAUUUUUCUGUUGAUAUUUUUUCUAUUUAUUCCACCAUUCUGUCAUUCGGUCUCAACCUGACUUCUCUUAAUGUGCAAUAUCUUUAUCUUGUUUUAAAGUGAAAAACCUUAGAUGCAAAUAUUUAUAUAUAUUCUUGCACAAUAACUUUACUGACCUUGGCUUUGUGUAAAGGAAGACAUAUUUGCUUGCAUGAAUGUGCAUGUGUGUGUGUGUGUGUGUGUGUGUGUGUGUGUGUGAGAGAGAGAGAGAGAGAGAUUAUCAGAUUAUUUUGUCUGUAGUCUGCCUCCAAUAUUGUCUUUCAAAAUUCAGAUGGCAAACACACACACACACACUUGCACACACACACGCACGCACGCACGCACAUACACACACACGCGCGCGCGCGCACGCACACACACGCACACAUGCUUCAAACUAAUAAAGUCCUGAGCAGCAAGGACACACACUUGUAGCUGAACACACCAAUGUAAAUGGGUGAAACAGCACGUAGCCAGGAGAUCGUCUAGGUUACCGUCUCUUAGCAACAGACAGACAUUCACCUCCAGUCUGCUGGUUGCCAGGAGUAACGGUGAUGUUUGGAGCCAUUCUGUAUUUGAGCUUGGAGGAGAGAAGAACCGACGGAGUCUGACACACACAAUGAUCGGAUUUGCUCUGAUCAAACACGUUCUUCUUGCACAUCUGGACUGCGGAAAGUCCUGGAACCUUUCCUUGGUGUGUGAGUGAUCGUCUCGCUUAUGAUAUCUCAAAUUCCUUACAUAUCCUUGAGCAGUCGUUCAUUGCGAACUGAAAACCUCCAAAAAGCUCGAGUGAUUCCUUUGUUGCUGUUACGUUACCCACAAUGCACACGCCAGCUUCAAUAGUGACUGGGAUUGUCUUCGCUCCCUUGGGACUGGUGCUGGUGUUCACGGCAGCCAUCACGCCUCAGUGGCGGGAAGGCCAGGCUCGUCUGGGAAGGGUUGGGACUGGUGUACGUGAAGCCAGAGGCAUCGAGCUUCUGCUCCUCCGCUCCGAUGGACUCUGGGAGAGCUGCCUGCAGGUGGUGCACUCCGAAUUGCGGGAGUGCUGGCCUGUAUCUGGCCCGUACCAACAUGAUUCCCGUGUCCUUGCCACUCGGGGACUUGUGCUCUCGUCUCUAUUCCUGUGUGGCUCGGGGAUUGUGCUUGCCAGCAUCGGUGCCCGCUGUUGGACGGACACACCGCUCAGAAAUGUAGCAGGAGCUGGAGGGUUACUGGUGGCGCUUGCGGGUGUGCUCAGCCUCGCAGCAUUGAGCAUCUACACUCAUCAUCUGCCCAAACUGGGGGUGGAGCUCAUAUCAAACAUGUCUGACUUCCAAGGACUUGACUUGCACAAGUUGCCCAGUCUGACCCUGCACCCAGCUGGUUCUCUGUAUUUCGGGUGGGUCGGUGCGUGGGUACAGGUGCUUGGAGGGCUGGCUCUGCUGUUUGGGGUCGGACGACCACGAUGCCCGGUUCGCACCAAACAACUACAGAGGGACAUUGUGAUGACGGCUUACGAUGUCAGCUGCUAGACGAAACUUGUUUGUGAAAAGAGGAGGAAUAAAAGGACAAUCAGGACUCUACUCAUCGACACUGUUUGGAUCAUCAUAAAGAACUUUAACACCAACUGCUUAAUUGAUAUACUCUGUAUUGUGUUGCUGUCUCAAAGCUUCAGGGUCCCUGGUUUGAUGCUGAGCUCAGGUUAUUGUCUAUAAUGGAGUUCGGCAUGUUCCUUCCGAGGUCACAUGUGUUUCUUCAAGAUUCUCUGACUUCCCAAAAAACAUGCAGGUAGGAGGACUGCCUAUGCUAAAUUGCUUACCCUAUUCAGGGUAAAUUCUCGCACCCUGUCUUCAGUGUUCCCGUCAUGACCCUGAGCAGGAUAAUGCGCUUACUAAUGGAGAUCUAACGAGGGCUGCUGUGUGGGCUGCCACUGCGUUUCAGAGUCAGGAGCCCAUGGUACCUGUCUUGCUCUGUGUAACUAGGCAGAGCUUGUUUAAUAAUAAGUGCCGGGAGUGUAAGCAGAGAACAAACGAAACGUUUCACAAAGAGACUCUCUUGGACGCCUGUUGCCUCUUGAACUGGCUUGUUUUUACUGGUUUUGGGGCCUUAAUCCCAUUCGUCUGAUCAAAACUCCGAUGAUACCUUUUGAAAAAUGGAUCAGGGUUGGUAUAUAUAAAGCUGUGCAAACGUCCACACAAAUCAGGAAUAUUCAUAGUCAGAAAAGGUUCAUUUUAAGAGUACUACAAACUCCCAAACUGUUUAAAAGGCUUUCGGAAGUCGAAAUAAAUGCACAAGGAAGCAAAAAGUGGCAGUGGAGAUGUUCAAGGCCUGUUCCACACCAGACACAAUGUACUAGCGUAGAUCUGUUUUUAACGACACCGAGCGUUUUAAAAGGAUCCCAUUUGUAAGGGCAUCCUAUUGAUCACAGAUUUAAUUAGAGAUAAAACAUUACCAGCAACACAACAAGAUAAUGCAGUAACGACUGAAAUGAAGGUCGUCAUGACUUCCUGACAAAGGAGAAAACAAUGGAAUAUACAGACACAACUGAUAGUAAAUAUUACACAUCACGUCAAUCUUGGUACGAAUAUGUACAAAAACAUAUUGUUGACUUGCUGGUGAUGCAACAUGGACAUUAACCCACGAGACCAUAAACGAAUGCUCAAAGUACAAAUGGACUUUUUCCCCUUUCCCACCAAAUCAUUAACUGGAGACCGUAUGUAUAUUAAAUAUGAUAUCCCCAGUCAUGGGCUCAAGCUACACAACUUAUUACACAGUUCGUGGCUAUGCCUUUGGUACCUCGUGGAUACGACCUAAUAUGUGACCAGGCCUUAUUACAAAUAACCACCACAUCUUCAGGUUUGCUCCGAGAGUUUACGAAACCCUAUCUGUCUAGCAUUUCUGGUCUUAAUUGAAUAAGUUUUAUAUAGACCAGCCCUGAUCUGGAAUCAGCUCUGUCGCUGUGAUUGUAUAUGACUAUGAAAGCAAAAAUACUAAUGAUAGGUGUGGGGUUUGUCUAUGUACCAACAGUGCUCACUGCUACGCUGCUCAGGCCAAUAGAAGCAAAAACAGCGGAAGAAAUGUAGGUGUCAGUUGAUGAUCUGUGCUGCUUGAUGGUGUAUUUAUGAAUUAUAAUGAUCAGUAUCCAUUUCUAAUUUCACUUAGAGUUGGCGUAAUUCACCUAUGUAUUAUUAUUAUUAUUAUUAUUAUUAUUAUUAUUAUUAUUGUGGACGGCUACGAUUAGUGGACAACCCGCUCUACCACCACAGCAGUGGUACAGCAUGUUCUCCAAUAAUCAUAGGGUUGGCGGUUCGAUUCCCGGCCCACGUGACUCCACGUACCGAAGUGUCCUUGGGCGAGACACUGAACCCCAAGUUGCUCCCGAUGGCAAGUUAGCGCCUUGCAUGGCAGCUCUGCUACCAUUGGUGAGUGAGUGAAUGAGUGAAUAAGAACCAGUGUAAAGCGCUUCAGAUAAAAGCGCUAUAUAAAAGCAGACCAUUUACCAUUAUUUAUUGUUGUUGUUGUUAUUAUUAAUGAAGGUAUUAUUAAUCAUUUAUCGUGACCUAAACCUAAGGCUAAAUUAGACUGUUUGCGUCCAUGUUGUACUCCAUCCACUUUCUAAAAUGUAAGCGCUACGGUAUUUCACUUUUUAAGAUUACUCUCUUCCUGUAAAAUGUCUGCUUGAUUUGUGAUCGAAUAUAAACCAUCACAUGCACUGACAGAACGCGCUAAAAGUUAUUCAUAUGAAGCCAAGUAUAUAUAUUUAUCCUUAAGCCAGCGACUGUAGGACUUUCAUGCGUAGGUUUUACGUGCUGUGCAGUGUGUCCCCUCAGUCUUGUGUAUAUUUCUCUACGGUUAAAAAAGUGACUUUUUUUUUUUUUUUUUUAAAUGAAAUGCAUCUCCUUGUGUUGAAUGUGUAAAUAUAUUUUGUAACGUUGCUAAAUAACUAAAUAAAGGUUUGUGGUGUAUUCAUGCAUUCUGAUAUAACUGUUCUGUUUACGAGACCACUGUAUUGUAUGUGUGUUUGUGCUUAGAAACCUAGUAAAUACUUCGACCGCAAUAUUUACAGGAAAUUCAGCUACACUCGCUGUGUUUUGGUGCUCCGUUUUAGCACUUCUCAAUUUUCAGUGGAAAAGUUCAUUCAAAUGCUGCUGGGGGUUAGAUGGUAACCAAAAAAAAUUUUUUUAUAAAUAAAUAAAGACAAAUUAAAAACCUAUAUGAGGGCCUAGUGUGUAAACAAUAAUUGUCAGUGCAGAGGAAUGCUGACUUGAUUUUAAUUUAAGAAUAGGAAAAAAAAAUAUUGGAACCAUGUUUGGAGUUUGGAGGCAUUGAGCUUGGUACAAAAUGCUAAUUGUGUUGGAAACCUAACCCUGCUCAGCACCAUGACACAACCUUCCCCACUGUGAAGCAUGGUGGUGGUAGCAUCAUGCUGUGGGGAUGCUUUUCCUCAACAGGGACUGAGAUCUGUUACAUAACAAACUUUUUCUAAUUAAGCAGCAACGAUGUGUAGAUAAAGACGAGCAGUUAUCACGCUUGACCCCGACUAGAACUUUGGGUCGUUUUGUAGGUUCUGAUAUUAUUCUGAUGUUUUUAAAGAAGGAAUAUGCAGUAUCUUACAUCCGAUUUGAUGCGCUCAGAUAAGUUAAGCUUGCCAUCUAGACUCAUCCUACCCCAUCGAUCUAUAAGCACAAUAAUAAGAAAGAAA